GCGCUAGCCCGGAGUAAGGCGAGGGGAGCGAAUCACUGCCCCAGAAUCAAGACAUUGUGGAGAAGCUGAGCUCUUAUUUUAAACCCGCCCUCCGGAGAGAUCUCAUUUCCCCAAAACCUCCCAUUUUCUCUCUCUCUCUCUCUCCUUCUGUCCCUCUCUUGUCCUUCUUUUUCUUUACCUAUGUUUCCCGUCUUUCGCUUUAGCCCCCACUCUAGAACCAUGGAUCUCACAACGAGAUGUUUGUUUCUUCUAUCCUGCGUUCGCAUGAUUUCAGCAAUCGAUUUGGAAGCAAUUGAACCAAGCUACUAUGUAGAGCCCGCUACCUCCUCAGACGUGAUCGACUACAAGGAUCCAUGUAAAGCUGUUGCCUUUCUAGGAGACAUUGCCCUGGAUGAGGAGGACAUGCGCAUGUUCAAGGUGGACCGGAUAGUGGACCUGGCUCGUCACACUGUCCAGACCUUCAAUCACACCGACGCAGGAUCGCCUCCCAAUCAAAACGGAGCUGUGUCCAACCGGGGUACACACCGUAGGAAAAGGGCGGCGACCUCCAGACCUGAGAGGGUGUGGCCAGAGGGGGUCAUACCGUACGUCAUCAGUGGAAACUUCAGUGGCAACCAGCGGGCCAUCUUUCGGCAGGCUAUGCGUCACUGGGAGAAGCACACCUGUGUGACCUUCAUUGAGCGCACGCAGGAGGAGAGCUACAUUGUGUUCACCUACCGGCCGUGUGGGUGUUGCUCCUACGUGGGCCGGAGGGGAGGGGGGCCCCAGGCCAUCUCCAUAGGGAAGAACUGUGACAAGUUUGGGAUCGUGGUGCACGAGCUGGGCCACGUGAUUGGCUUCUGGCACGAGCACACGAGGCCCGACAGAGACGACCACGUCAGCAUCAUCAAGGACAACAUCCAGCCAGGCCAAGAGUAUAACUUCUUGAAGAUGGAGCCAGGGGAGGUGGACUCUCUGGGAGAAGUUUACGACUUUGACAGCAUUAUGCACUAUGCCAGGAACACGUUCUCCAGAGGCAUCUUCCUGGAUACCAUCCUGCCCCGCUACGACGUCAACGGAAUAAGACCUCCCAUUGGCCAGAGGACCCGACUGAGCAAAGGGGAUAUUGCACAGGCUCGCAAACUAUACAAGUGCUCCAGAUGUGGGGACAGUUUGCAGGAGAGCAGUGGAAACUUUUCCUCGCCAGGCUUCCCGAACGGUUACUCAGCGUACAUGCACUGCAUCUGGAGGAUCUCUGUCACUCCUGGAGAAAAGAUCAUUCUGAACUUCACCUCCAUGGAUCUAUACAGGAGCCAUCUGUGCUGGUAUGACCACGUCGAGAUCAGAGAUGGCUACUGGAGGAAGGCGCCUCUGAAAGGUCGUUUCUGUGGCGACAAGCUGCCAGAGCCAAUCAUCUCCACCGACAGCCGCCUGUGGAUAGAGUUCCGCAGCAGCAGCAACUGGGUGGGGAAGGGCUUCUCUGCCGUGUACGAAGCUAUCUGUGGUGGAGAGGUGAAGAGGGACAAUGGGCAGAUCCAGUCCCCCAACUACCCUGACGACUACCGGCCCAACAAGGUGUGCAUCUGGAAGAUCUCUGUGGCUCAGGGUUACCACGUGGGACUCACCUUCCAGUCGUUUGAGAUCGAGAGGCACGACAGCUGUGCGUACGACUACCUGGAGGUGCGUGACGGCCACUCUGAGAACAGCCCCCUGCUGGGCCGCUUCUGCGGCUAUGACAAGCCCGACGACAUCAAGACCAGCUCCAACCAGCUGUGGAUGAAGUUUGUGUCUGACGGCUCGGUCAACAAGGCUGGCUUCGCCGCUAACUUCUUCAAAGAGAUGGACGAGUGCUCCAAGCCGGACAACGGUCGCUGUGAGCAACGCUGUGUCAACACUCUGGGAAGCUACAAGUGUGCCUGUGACCCGGGCUACGAGCUGGCCGCCGACAAGCGCAGCUGCGAGGCUGCCUGUGGAGGCUUCAUCACCAAGCUGAACGGCUCCAUCACCAGCCCCGGGUGGCCCAGGGAGUACCCCCCCAACAAGAACUGCAUCUGGCAGCUGGUCGCCCCCACUCAGUACCGCAUCACGCUGCUCUUCGACGUCUUCGAGACGGAGGGCAAUGACGUGUGUAAGUACGACUACGUGGAGGUGCGCAGCGGCCUCUCCGCAGACUCCAGGCUGCACGGGAAGUUCUGCGGAGCCGAGAAGCCCGAGACCAUCACCUCCCAGUACAACAACAUGAGGAUCGAGUUCAAGUCCGACAACACCGUGUCGAAGAAAGGCUUCAAAGCUCAGUUCUUCUCAGACAAAGACGAGUGCUCGAAGGAGAACGGGGGCUGCCAGCAUGAGUGCGUCAACACGUUCGGCAGCUACAGCUGCCAGUGCAGGAGCGGUUUCGUGCUUCACGAGAACAAACACGACUGCAAAGAAGCAGGCUGUGACCACACCGUGAACAGUGUGGCUGGCACCAUCACCAGCCCCAACUGGCCAGACAAAUACCCCAGCAAGAAGGCCUGCACCUGGGCUCUCUCUACAACGCCCGGCCACCGCAUCAAAAUUGCUUUCAACGAGAUCGACAUGGAGGCUCACCUGGAGUGCGCUUAUGACCACAUCGAGAUCUACGACGGGCGCGACGGCAAGGCGCCCAGCCUGGGGCGCUACUGCGGCACCAAGAAGCCCCCGCCCGUCAUGUCCAGCUCCAACAAGAUGUUCAUCCGCUUCUUCUCCGACAACUCGGUGCAGAAGAAGGGCUUCGAGGCCUCGCACACCGCAGAAUGCGGAGGUCGUCUGAAGGCUGAGGUCAAGACCAAAGACCUGUUCUCCCAUGCCCAGUUCGGAGACAACAACUACCCCGGAGCGUCUGACUGUCAGUGGGUGAUCGCGGCGGAGAAGGGCUACGGCGUGGAGCUCAUCUUCCAGACCUUCGAGAUCGAGGAGGAGGCCGACUGCGGCUACGACUACAUGGAGCUAUUUGACGGCGCUGAUACCAAGUCCCCCAGACUGGGACGCUACUGUGGCUCUGGGCCUCCAGAGGAGAUCUACUCGGCCGGCGACUCCAUUGUCAUCAAGUUCCGCUCCGACGACACGAUCAACAAGAAGGGCUUCCACGUCCGCUACACCAGCACCAAGUUCCAGGACACACUGCACUCGCGCAAGUGACCCGCGGGGGUCGCGCGGGGUCGCGCGGGGCAGAAGGGCAGACGGAGGGGCCCUCAGGGCUGGCGCCAGCCUAAUGCUCGGAGACCUUCGGCCACCAAGAUGACUCAGAAACGACCGAACAGCCGCAAGACAAGCCGUGCCCAGGGACUCCAGCUCCCCCCUCAGACUGUGAGGAGUAAAGCCAUUCUGCAGUAAACCUUGUUUUUACCUUUUUUUGUAUGGUUAGGAUCCGGGU
Hypomesus transpacificus is the source of this 3373-nucleotide messenger RNA. It is a transcript of the gene bmp1a, whose product is annotated as bone morphogenetic protein 1a. Gene Ontology annotation, biological process: proteolysis. The transcript has 20 exons. Bases 181 to 3138 code for a protein of 985 amino acids. Gene Ontology annotation, molecular function: serine-type endopeptidase activity; metalloendopeptidase activity; calcium ion binding. The record is from RefSeq and is a predicted model, not a curated record. Lineage: Eukaryota; Metazoa; Chordata; Actinopteri; Osmeriformes; Osmeridae.